UUCGCUGGUCAAUCUGCUUAAAAAAUCAUGGGACGAUUGUGGGCACUCGGAGCUUAUUUUCUGGGCUGCGUUAUUUUGGGCGAAUCCUGCAAUUUUUAUUGUGUUUCUUUGCAAGAGUGCUCGCAACUUGCACCAGGUAAUUUUAAAUACCGAGCAAAUAAUUGCCCUAUCGAUAAAGUUUGUUGCGGAGUGCUCCGUGAGAAUGUUUAUGCGACAUCACCGAAACCAGUCAGUUGGCUUGGGGUUUAUGGAAGCCAGCAGACUCACACAAAAACCUCAGCUGACUUUUUCAAUCGAGAAGAAGUUCCUACUAAUACAAAGUGGAUCGCACCGAUUACCAGAUUCGAUAUUGGUAAUAACCGACCCCAAAAUCUGGCUAGAGAUGGUGUUCAAGACUUACCCCAUCAAGACUUACCCGAUAAUGAACAGUGCGGAAUGAGAAAUGGAAAUGGAUGGAGGGUCUCUACGAACCAAGCAUCGCCUAGUGAGUUUCCCUGGGUUGUGGCUGUGUUCGACCAUGGAAAAUAUUUGUCGGGCGGCUCUCUGAUUAGCCCAAAAGUUGUGCUUACUGGAGCUCACCGCAUAAAGUAUCUGGUCAAUCCAGAAAUUGUGGUUAGGGCUGCGGAAUGGGACAUGAACUCCAACAGAGAAGAGUUCCCCCAUGAAGAGCGCGCAGUGGAGAAGUUUGUGUAUCAUGAAAGAUUUAAUUAUCAAAACGGUGCCAACAACGUGGCUCUUCUCUUUCUGAGAUCAAGCUUCCAGUUAAACAACCAAAUCCGAACCAUAUGCUUGCCUAGAUACCAAAGCUCGUUCGUAAACCAACGUUGCAUUGUUGCCGGCUGGGGCCAGACGAACAUCUCGGAUCCAAAUUUGUCCGCCGUUCUGAAAAAAGUUGAGUUACCUAUUGUGGACGGUAGCACAUGUGAGCAACAGUUGAAGCCGACCAAACUAGGCUAUGGAUUUCAGCUUCCCCAGAGUCUGAUUUGUGCUGGAGGUGAGCCUAACCAGGACGCCUGCAUCGGCGAUGGCGGAUCUGCCCUGUUCUGCCCCGUAGAGGGCCAGAAAUACGUGCAGGCCGGUAUCGUGAGCUGGGGCAUGGGAUGCGGCCUGGAAAACGUCCCAGCAACGUACACUAAUGUGCCAUUGUUCAUAGACUGGAUUGAAGAGAAACUGCUAGAUUUCAACUAUAGAUAGUCUGGCAAUGGGCUCGGAAAAUUGGGAAAAUUCAACAAUAAAAGAUUCAUUCACUGAAGCA
Messenger RNA from Drosophila gunungcola (fruit fly), 1255 nucleotides. RefSeq names its product phenoloxidase-activating factor 2-like. The transcript is spliced from 2 exons. The coding region runs from base 28 to 1194 and encodes 388 amino acids. The record is from RefSeq and is a predicted model, not a curated record. Lineage: Eukaryota; Metazoa; Arthropoda; Insecta; Diptera; Drosophilidae. Gene Ontology annotation, molecular function: serine-type endopeptidase activity. Gene Ontology annotation, biological process: proteolysis.